Trematomus bernacchii (emerald rockcod) is the source of this 1609-nucleotide messenger RNA. RefSeq names its product caspase recruitment domain-containing protein 8-like. The annotation marks the transcript as partial. NCBI's taxonomy places the organism in Eukaryota, Metazoa, Chordata, Actinopteri, Perciformes, Nototheniidae. The transcript is spliced from 7 exons. Gene Ontology annotation, biological process: regulation of apoptotic process. The record is from RefSeq and is a predicted model, not a curated record.
GCUGGGCCAGCUGAUGCAGCGCUGCUGGGCGGAGGAGCCCACCGAGAGACCCGAGUUCAACCACGUCCGGCUGCUGCUGCGCAAACAGAACAACCUCCUGAAUCCUUCUCACCUGAACACACAACUGAGUCUUCAUACAGGUUCAGGUGUCCUGGUCCAGGUGAGUUCCAGUGUGCUUCGACUGGCCUGGUGUUCGUCAUGGCUCAGGAGGCGGAGCUUCUGUACAGGACGGUCCCUUGGGAUGAGAGCCGCCUCCAAUCAGCUGGCAAGCAGGCAGCAGGGCCGCUGUUCGAAGUGAAGAGUUCUGAUGAAGCUGCCGUCGUCCAGCUCCACCUGCCACACAGUGAGAGAGAGGAUGCGCUGCUCCUGGACGGCCUGUUGUCUGUCGUCCACAUCACUGAUGAAGGCCUGAGCAUCUUGGAGCCGCUGGAGGUCACACUCACUCACGUGGUGGUGAAGGUGCCUCACCUCUCUCUCUUUGGCCUGGUCUGGGAUAGCAUUAAAAGGGUUCUGCUUCCGCGGAUAAAGGGCAAAAUUCUGCUGUUCCUACGACCCCCGGGCAGAGAGGAGCAAAUACUGGAUGUAUUUCUGCUGCAGAAAAACGUCCUUAAGGAGGAGGUUGCUGUCAAACAAGGACGUGCUGUGCAGGUCAAGAUCUCUUCCCGCUGUGAGCUGGACAUUGAUCACAGUUACAGUGUGCACUGUGAACCUGAGGGCUUCCUCAUUCAGCCUGAGCAUGAAAAAUUUGAAUCAAUGUUUGGACCAGAUUACGAUCCGACAUUUGAAGUUUUCUUGACAACAAGAACAGAGAGAGUGGAUUUGAAGGUCCAGGACCAAGAUGGAAAUGAAGUCUGGAAACGGCACGUGUCACUGGAAGUUCCAAGACGGGAAAUUUCCCAGAGAAAUGUCCCAGCAGAGGACAGAGUCCCAGCAGAGGACAGAGUCCCAGCAGAGGACAGAGUCCCAGCAGAGGACAGAGUCCCAGCAGAGGACAGAGUCCCAGCAGAGGACAGAGUCCCAGGAGGAGACAGAAUGCCAGCAGACCAGAGGCUUUUCUCAGUUCGGACACAGUUCAUUAACAGAGUGUCUCAAGCUGUUCUGGACCAGCUUCUGGAUAAACUUCUUGAGCGGGAAGUGAUCACUAAUGCUGAAAUGACAUCAGCCAGAGGGAAACCCCAAAUGGAUAAAGCCCGAGAGGUGCUGGACACGGUGCGAAGAAAAGGAGCUGCAGCCAGCAGGUUUCUGAUCGAUGCUCUCCGAGAGAUAGACCCGUAUCUUUACAGAGAGCUCGACUUGAGCUGAAGCAAACGUGUGAUGAGUGGAAUCUCUAGAUCAGCCGCCUGGUGUACAGUCUCACCUUUUGGUACAAACGAUAAUAAACGAUGUAUGAAUGAUAAACUAAUUGCGCUAGGACAUCAUCCUAUGAGGAAAAUGCUUUUCAGCGUUUAUGAUUUGGUUGCGGCUGUAGCUCAAAUGCAAGUGAUAAAUGAUAUGUUGAUGUAAUCAUUUAAGAGUAGACUUGUAAGAGUUUGUAUCUUUGUGGUUUAUUGCAUUUACUCUAAGUUGAGAAUAAUGUAAUGUUAUAUAUAUAAAUAAUUGUGAAAAAGGA